AUGAUACCAACCAAAUCGGGACGUGUUGUCUUUUGGAGGUCUGAGAGGCAUCUUGUAAGUUUUUAUCACCGAUUUAUUCCGAUUUUAGGCCGUGCGCAAGUAUUUCGAUGAAGGCGAGUCCAUUUACUACCUUGGAAAAUGCAUUGUAAAGCUUGCCGCUUUGCCGGAUCUCAACAAACAUUCUGCAGAAAUUAUAACCACCACCAACUUGGGAAAGGAGCUCCAAAUCAAGGAUGAAGAUUGGACGUAAGUGGUCUAGUAUAAUAUGAGUGAAUGUUAUCUCGAUUUUUGUGGUAAGAGUAUUUUAUUUUGCGUUUUCAGACCUCCCAGUGGAUCCCAAUGUCGUCACACAAAUCGACUUCAUCAACCAAGUGAAUGCGGUCAGAAACAAACUGUUGAAAUCUAGUCAAUAAAGGUUUAUAUAAAAAAUUGAAGGAAUAUUGUGCGUAUUGUUAUGAAAAUUGUCUUUAAAGUAGUACAGGGUGUUCCAGAAAGGCAGUAAACAUAGUUUGUCCAUCAUAUUCAUUAGAAUUUCCCUGCAAAAACGUUGAAAUUCCGAUCUUACACUAGAAUUCAUACCUAAAAUAAUGUUUUGGCCAUAAAUGAGCGAAAAAUCAAUUUAAACUGUCAAAUUCUGCAUGAAAAUAGAAAAUAUGUGCCUAAAUCUCGUAACUAGCCGAACUUGCCAUCAUUUUGACGAAUUUCCGCCUGCACGAGUACCUUGGCUGUGCCCCGCCACGAAAACCCAGAACGCCAAGCUCUCCACGGCAAUUAUAACGAAUAUCAUCAUUAUGCAUCAUUGUUGCGUGGCCUCGCGCGCGCGCGUACAAUUUGCCGUUUGUUGCGACACGUGGACAAUGCCAUUCUCACGGCCGUUCAUUCUGACGUGGACAUCAACAUCACCUCCAAACUCGGAUAUUAUCGCCCGAUUUGCCGUCAAAAAGUCCCCGAUCGUUUUGAUAUGAGGCCUCAUCUCGAGGUAAGCUUGCUUUUUUAUUUGUUGUUUUCCGUAUUUAGGUCCAAAACUGACAAUUUUUUUGUUGAUGUUGUACUCGACAUCAGCAAGAUUCAGAACGGGGUGAAUUCUUGCUGUAAAUUGAAAGUUUCUUGAUUAUUUUUUGUCCACGAGCUUCUUUCUUGGGUCAUAGAGGCGUUUUAUGCGGUCUUUACAAUUACAUUUGAUGUUCUUCAUGUUAUACUUGGUUUUAUUUACCGAUUUCUUCGUUUCAGAUUGGAACUUGGAUUUCUAUCAGCAAGUCCUUCUGGAAUGGGACAUCCUGGCAUGAGGAAGCUCCACGAACUUCACAAUGUUAUCCCGAGGUUGCCCGGUCUCCACGUCACUUACUCUUUUCAAAUGCAAACUGCCCUGUAAAGAACAAACCUUGUUUGGACUUUGACAUUGGUCAUCUACAAUUUUCCUUGUUGUUGGAUCAGAGAUUUCUAUGCGGUAAGAGCUUUUUACCUUGUUUUACAUUAUUUUAGGUAGGAAUAAUAGAAAAUUUGAUAAAUUUUACUAUUUUCUUUGAUUUCAGAGCUCCAAAUGAUCUCUCGUCAAUGGUAUUGCUUCGUGUCAUGA
Molecule: messenger RNA, 1576 nt
Organism: Bursaphelenchus xylophilus (pine wood nematode)
Lineage: Eukaryota; Metazoa; Nematoda; Chromadorea; Rhabditida; Aphelenchoididae
Source: the annotation of a GenBank genome assembly